Messenger RNA from Xyrichtys novacula (pearly razorfish), 8082 nucleotides. NCBI's taxonomy places the organism in Eukaryota, Metazoa, Chordata, Actinopteri, Labriformes, Labridae. The record is from the annotation of a GenBank genome assembly.
GACUUUUUCAGCAGCGUCGCCUCUCUUUGUCAGAGGAUCGACUUCCGUUUUCAUGUUUGGUCCAGGUUUCUGGAAUUUACUCUGUAGUGAGACUCUGGGCUGUCUGCUGCUUUGAUAAACCGCAGUCUUAGUUUUGAAAUUUGGCGGAGGAGCCAAUCAAAAGUCAUCCAUUUCAGCCUGUUAAGAGUUUGAUCCCGUCUUUCUGUUUUAUCCUUGAAAAACACGACUGUUUACCUAGCUAGCUGGCUAGCAUCAGCCAGCUGAGUUAAAUCACCUAGCAUGUUUCGGUACUUGAAUGACGUUGAUGACGACCCCUACAUGAUGUAAGUAUUCAUAUUAGUUUCAUUUUGUGCAUAUGUUAUCUGUUUUUGUUUGUGAAUAGUUUGGAGAUGCAUUAAUGACGCGUUAAGUUGUAUCCUCCAGUGUGUAUUAAACAGGUACCUAACGUGUCUUGAGCCAGCUGUGGGGGCCUACAAAAGGGUCCACCAUGUUGGAUAGACAAUAACAAAAAGAGCUGUCAGAGCUCAGCGGGACGUGAUUAACCAAUUAGUGCCUGUUUCCACUCCAUUUAUUAAGAAUGCAUAUGCAGAAAGAUGACAAUGGUAUACUAAAAAUGUUUUCAAGGAGUCACAGGUGCAUUCCCAAAACAGGAAAGAAAAAGGAAACGAACAGACAACUGAAACAAUUUUUAUCAUAAAAUGAAAUCAAUGAGCAAGAAAUGAAUGUUUUGUUCUGCAAAACUGAGAGGUAUGCAUGCAUUUUUAUUUCCUGAAACAAAUUUGUGUAAAAAAAAAAAAGACAUACCUCCUGACAGAGCACUUCAACUAGAAAAAAUGUGGUAGAUUCACAAACUAGUAAUGUUUUUUUAAAUCUUUUUUAUUUUUAUCUAAAGUGCUGAUGCAGGAUUAAUUCUACUUAAAAUCUUGAACUGAUUUUUUUUGCUUUUGCUUCAGGGUAUUUUACAAAUGUAAUUAAUAGCUCAAGUGGUCAAUUAUCACCUUUUAUAAGUUCAUAUUCUUCAUACUAGGUUGAGGUUGUGAUCAAGGUAGUAGAUUGCUAAUGGUUUAUGAUUUUAUCCCAGUAACCUUUACAUAAUGUUGUUACAGUAUAGUCCUUACAUGAGAGGUGCAUAAUCUGAAAAUGCCCCCUAUUGCUUGUUAAAGCGGCUUUAAACAAACGAAAAACAAACAUAGGUUGAUUAAAGAUAGAGAUCAGGUUUGCACUUGUGUCCUGGCUGCAUCAGGGUACAAUUUUUUUGCAGUUUAGCCCAUAAAGAGUCUGUUUUGUCAUUCCGUCUGUAAUGAAAGUGAAAAUCCUCAAGUUUAAAAUAUGGAAUCAAUAAAUUGUUGACAGCUGUAUUGCAGUAUAUUGCUUAUUUGUUACAAAUAAUCAGUUUUCUGUAGAUCCAACAGAAAAAGCUGCAACCUUAUGCAUUAUUUUACAUUUUUCUGUGUUUUUUUAUGAUCAGACAACAAAUAAUCUAUCCAAAUUAAAUAAUUGGAACUGAAAUGAAACCAUCAGCCUUGUAAACCGACCAUACUAAAUGUGCAAAAUUUGCCAGAACACUCAUUGGGUCUUUCCACUCUGUUUUUGUAAAAAUCAGAAUUUUUUUUUUAGAAAAUUAAGUCAUAUAAGUAACUUUGAGGUGGUAUAUUGUCAUUUAAAUCUUUUUAACUCAUUUUUGUUCAGCCCAUUUUUGAUCUUAGACUUGGUUAUUUGCUUCAGGUGGUUCAGAAAACUCCUUUUACGAAUGGUGUGUGGGUUAAGAAUUGCUUGACAAUUAUAGUUACAGCCACAAUUAGGCAGUAAUACAUAAUUUGCAUCACCUCACUUUGAGAAGUAUGAAUAUUUGAGUUGCGAAACUGAUUUACACCCACUUUCAUGUGGUUAUCUGUCGAGCCUUGUACUUGACAUCUUCCCUCUGCUUAUCCAUUCCUAACAGAUCAGUGAUGUUAAUCAUUCAGCUAAACUCAGUCACAAAACAGUCACAAGAAGUCAAGAAGUUUCAGUAAAAUUUGUGAUUUCUUCCAGGGAUCCCUUUGCAGCUCACAGGCAGCAGAUGAGGGAUCUAUUUGGACCAUUUGGUAUGGAUCCAUUCGCUCUCGCCCCCCAGAUGCAACCACAUCGUGCGCCACGCAGACAGGUAACUGCCCCCUCUAUCUCUGAGCUAUUUUAUUGCUUUUUUAAUUAUAUGUAAUUUAACUGUGAUAAAGCUGACAGUAUUGCUAAGCUACAGAACAUACAGAGAUGUGCAAGUUAUUCAACAUGCUGACUAGUCAAGUCACAGUCAGUCCAGGAGCAGAGGCACUGACAUCACAGAGACUGUCAGCUCUGCCAGUUUGGGAAACCUCUCUGCAUGUCCUGUUAAAAGUCACUGACUACGUGCCAGUUUUGUUAGUGGCAGCUGUUGUGUACUGCCCCCUAAAAGAAAGCUUGCUGAGACCUGGCAACCCCUCACUACCAAAACACCUGUAGCUAUUGUUUCACAUUGAGACAUGCUUUUAACUUCUAACACCAUCCUGAUAGCUGAAUGUGAAAUGGGUCCACCACAACAAUAACAGACGCAUUUGAGUCCAGUCUUAACAAUCAAUUAUCUAAUAGUAGAUUCAUUUUAAGUAUCACUUGUAUCUAUCUACCCAGAUUAUUUUUAAUACUUCUGAAGUUUUCAUAAUGUGCUUUUUUCCUCCAGGCUGGUCCACUGGCCCCAUUUGGCAUGAUGGGAAUGGUGAGUUUCUGUCUGUGUGGCCUCUUUUGAAAGGCAGUCAACAGUUUUUGGAUUGAAUUAACUUUUUGAAUUAAGUAAAGGAUUUGAAUGAAGUUACUUUAUAAAUUAGAUUGAAUUUGCAGACUAUACGAUUAACGUGAUGUGGUUAAAAUAGGGGAAAAGAUGAGUGAACAAAAUGUAAUUAAAUCUAUGAGGAUAUGAUAGUUUUUAUUUUUGAACUCAGACUAGUAGAAUAGCCAGCACCUAAUGGACAAAAGAAGAGCUUUUUUCCUGUGUUAUCUGAGAAAGUUAUAGCAAAUAUUUCUGUUUCGUAAAAUGAUUUUUUCAUGCAUCCCCUGGCCCUGAAAGUAGAGGGUGUAGGGCUCAAGGAUAGUCUCAGCAGUAACUGACUUUCUGUACCUCCUGAUGUUUCACCAAUCUGAAUUCUAAUGCUCUCAUAUGAUUUUAUUUGUGCAGGGCAGAGGGUUUAUGGACAUGUUCGGCAUGAUGGGGGAAAUGAUGGGAAAUAUGGUGAGUUUUUACUUUUAAAUAUAUAUUAAGGAUUAACCCUCAUGAGUGAAACCUGACAGUGCCACCUCUGACUCACUGUUGACUUUUUUUUCCCUCUUAGGAAAGAAUGUCCGGUUCCCCAAACUGUCAGACGUUUUCCUCCUCAACAGUGAUCUCCUACUCUUCCUUAGACGUAGGGGCUCCCAAAGUUUACCAGCAGACCAGUGAAACAAGAACAGGCCCUGGAGGGGUGAGAUGAAUUGACGGCUGUUAAAAUGCUUCUAGUUCAUGCUGGGGGGGUUUUGGUUACUUCCACAUAAGUAGACCUGGAGAGCAAGCCUGACUGCACAUGCUGCCGUCACAGUUUGUUCAUCCAGGCAUGUCUGUGGCGUUCAAGCCUCAUUAACAUUUGAAAGCCCAUGUAACUGUAGUGACUAUACAUAGAUGAAUCAUGUACAGUACAAAUAUCAUUGUGUUUGUACAAACAUUUACAACUGAGUUCAUGUGAAGUGCAGAUCAUCCUGCUUGUUUUAGUAAACUGGAUGUUGCUUCACUUUAGAUCCGAGAGACGCGUCAGUCGAUGAGGGAUAGCGAGAGCGGAUUUGAGCGUCUGGCCAUCGGCCACCACAUUGGGGAACGUGCACACAUAAUGGAGCGUUCACGAAAUCGCCGAACUGGAGACCGUGAGGAGCGACAAGACUUCAUUAAUCUUGAUGAGAGUGAGUGUUUUUGACUCUCUACUGUCUGAUAUUUGCAGACUAACCACAGGGGGCACAGAGUUUUCACAGCUUGACAAGUAAGGACAGUGAUGUUAAAGGUGCUGCAGUGAUGAGAUGAUUGUAACUUCUUCCACAAGGUGAGGCCGCUGCGUUCGAUGAGGAGUGGAGGUGUCAGGCAGGCAGAUACAUUCCCCCGAAUGCUCGGGCACUGGACUACAGUCGAGAUCGACGUGCAGGAAGCCAGCAGCUGGCUCUUACUGCCCCUCCAAGCUCGACAUCCCCGCCAGGCCAUCGGCACGAGUCCCCCAGACACCGCCAGCCCCAACCUCGCCCACGCUAUGACUGGUGAAAGGUAAGAUCCCCAGGUCUGAUUUAAUCAAGAACAAACCAAAAAAGUACACUUAAGGAUCUGGUAUUCAAUUUUGAAAGACUAUUAUGGAUAAAUGUAUAAAUACACAAUAAGAGGCUUUUGAGAGAGGAUGAGAUGGCUACAGUUUUUACUUUGCACUUGCAAAAAGGUUGAGUUUGAUGUUUCCUUAAUUAUGUUUUUAUUUUAUUUUCCUGGAGAGCUUUUCUUUUGUUUAAAUUUGGUAUUACUUCUUAUACAGUUAAUCAGUUUUAAUAGGCAUUUAUUGUAGUAAGACAUUCUCAAGAGCUGACGGUUUUAAAAUAUUAUAACAGGGCCACUGCUAGCCUUGUAGUUUAAGUGUGCAUCCCAUACAUGGAGGAUAUGCCUCAAGCAGAUGGCCCGGGUUUGAUUCCAGUCUGUGGCUCCUUUCUCACCCACACUAAGGCUUGGCACUAUUCGAUUCACGAUUUUCUUCAUAUCAAGCUGCAGUGCAACAUUCACAAUGUGUACGGUAACAUUUACAAAUCAAAACAUAAAAGCUAUUACUUUAAUGCAAGGAUGAAAACCAAAGGUAAGAAUUGCGGAUGGAAAGCCAAUCCUUACAUUUAAAGAAAAUGGAGUCAUCCCUAGAGGUGAUGUGCUCAAGACACUACCUGCACCACAAAGACUUGGUGGUUCAACCAGAGGGGAGCAUGAGUUCAUAUCCCCCUGCAGCAUUGUUGAUUCGUAGUGGGUUUAGAGAAUUGCAGCUGAUUAUGAUCUUAAUGUGCUCAUGUGGCGCUAUAGGCCUUGUUAUAGAGACAUGGGCUUUGAUGUUGGAAAAUCUUUUAAAUAAAUGUAAAAUAAGUCAUUUUGUACUUUUAUAUAGCAUUACUGUUUGUAAGAUUAAAAUAAUGUGUUUUACUUCAAUAAUAAGUGGCACAAUUUACACCAGUGUAUUCUCUCCAAUGGCACAAUUUACUCCGCAAGUUGUGCCACAAGACCACUUAUUUUUCUAAAGCUAUAUUUCUCAAACAGUUUAUUUUUGAUCCAAAGUGAUUGUUCCCAAUGAUGCACCACAUCCUAAACUACAUGUACAUAUUUUAGUUGGAAGUAUGACUGUCAUCCCCUUGCUUUAAAGAUGCUUUAAAUAAAAACUGGCACAACUCACCCCACUUUUCUGCCCUUUUGUGUUAUAGCAGUCGUUAUCUCCCGGUGUCUUCAGCUGCUGUUGUCAUACAGACUUACUCUGGCAAUGGGCCUGAGACUCAAGUUGAAAAGACUUUUCACCAGACUUCCUCGUCAUGCACUCCUCAUACAAGUGCCUGUGGUGUUUUUUCAAGUGCCAGAAGAAGUUGGUUAUGUUUCCACAUGAUGUAGCAACUUUAGCGUGACAGAUUUUGCACAGUACCUGUUUCUUGUGUUCUUGUCUGCAGCCUCAAACCCAAAAUACUCCUAAAUGAACACCAUGCCAGUUUUUCUUGCCGAUUAAAUCACCUAACUCAGCUUGUGGUUGCACUGAAGCCGUUUAAAAAACAUGUUCACGUUUCAAAACACGGAGAGCAGAUAAAACCAAAUGGUUAAUGUGACCUGUCAAUGAGUAGCAUAUGUUGCCUCUGAUUGGUGAGUUUGGCAGGACGUUAGGGAGACAGCAUUAAUAUGUAGAAUAAUUGACACAACAGAUCCUGGAUCAGUAAGGAGCGCAGCAAAGGAAAAAAAAAACACACAGCUUAAGCGAUCACAUGAUCGUGCUGUCUGAAAUUACAAUUUCAAUCAGAAAACAAUAAACCGUUCAGCCCUAGCCCACACUCUCUCCUAUCUCUUUCCCCACUUAACCUAAUGUCCUGUCCUUGCAAAUAAAGGCACAGAAACCCAAAAUAAAAUCAAUAGUAGAAGAUAAUUUUCACGAUGGUACACUGGGUAAAAUAUUUGCACUUCCCUUACACACUCCAAAUUAAAAGUGACUUGCAGGUUUGUUGAGAUUGUUUGUUAUCUCACUGAUGAAUGUAAAUUUUGUUUCAUGUCUUGUGUGGGAGCUGUAGUUAUAAUUACAACGGUUGUUGAUUCAGUUCUCAGCCACGACUCUGUGCCACAGGCUGCCCCUACACGCCGCACCCUCACUUUUUUUAUAAUCAACAAACUUUAUAAUCGUAUUUAAAUAUAAGCUAAAAUAGUUGCAUUAUAAUGUGAAUGCAAAGGGGAUAUCAUGUGUCAUUCAUUUGUCGCACUUUAAUUUCUCAAGUCCUUGUAGUUAUAAUAAGCUGCGCCCUUAUUGGUCAGGAUUUCCACAGGCUGUUUGUGAUUGUUGUUUUGCCUUCCUGACAGAUGGAAAGCACUGAAUCUCUGUUAAUUCCACCUUUAAUUUUCUGUCUCAUUGAACACAUUGGACUUGACUCUCCCUGCAGGUGUCACACCUAUGGGACCAGAUGGAAGGAGUUGAGGGAAAAUCUCCCCAAUGCUGUGAACAACGCUUGAGACGGAAGUUGAUGAUUGUCUCGACUGCCCGUUGUAAAUGUUUAAUUUGACUGGACUGUCUUUACAUGAGUAUACACACACACACAUAUACACACACACAAAGAACAACCAAACCACAUACAAGUAAAUAGUUACAUUUGCAGCUCUGUAUCUCCACAAAACACGCACACACAUAUACACACACAUACACACACAAACACAGCAGCACCCUUGUGGGAGCAUGGGUCUGACUACACUCACUUUAUGUAUACUCAUUCUAAAAACUUGACAUGUGUUUCUUCCCACUGCACUCAAGUGCUCCAGUAUACAGUACAUCUGCUGUACAGUCCAUUUUAUGUUUGUGAAGGCACUAGUGUGUCAGUGAAUUGAAUUGUAUACUGUUAACUAAUUAAUCUAACUAAAUAAAAGUUCAUUAAACAUUGUUAGAUAAUUAGAAAAUGAGUCUUCUUUGUGGCUGUUUCCAACUACAUGUCUUAAUGUGUUUUCAAAUACCAAAUUGCACUUUUUAUCAAAGGCACGUUUUGAAGAAGUUUGUAUUUGACUGAAUCCUUUUACACCUCCGGGAUUGUUUCCAGAAGUAUUUGUUCUCAGCAGCUAUAGUGUGCACAAAUCUCUGAUUCUGAAUUCCUCCUUAUGUUCAAAUGUCUGUACUUGUGUGCUUCCUCUUCCCUUCAUCACCCUGUCUGCAGGUCAUGUGACUUUCAGAUAGAGCACACAAGUGGAGCAGCCAAUAAAGACCAUACUCUUGACAAACUGCUUCCCUAGCAAGCUCCCUUUCUGCCAUCCUCUGUGUUAUCUAGCUGUAUCUUCAAUUACAUCCAGGACUAUUUUUAAAUGCACGUCCCCCUCCUCCAGCAUGCACCGCUCCUGUCACCUGUCUACCUAUCUUCUUGUCCGCUUUGAUCCCCAUCACAAGAUCUCUCAUGUCCUCUGUCAAGGCAGCUCUCUUCGUGCAUCUGUCUGAGCUCUUCUGUACCCUCUUCUUCACAUCUUUGUUUGGAGUUUGUCUGCUUGUCAACCACAUCUAAAGUUUGCACGUGUUCGUCUCUAUUUUUUCCCUUUCCUUUCCUUUCAGCCUGUUAUGUCAUUGUACGCAGGGUGACGGCACAGCCUGAAAAUACCAGCCACCGCAAAUUAGCAUUUCAUGUUAGCAGUUUGCUGGGACAAUAUUUGCACACAUGUCAUGAGUGAUUUGGUGGUUAGUUAGCAAAUAAACAAUGUACAGUCUGCAAGCAAAUGGCAUGAUUUGCAGGGAGGGAGGAUGACUUUGCUUGAUGCAAAUGUUGGAAAAUGAUUGGAAUAAAAACAGGUCAAGUGCAAAUCACAGCACGUCCUUCUCAGCUUGU